UAUUCCCUGCAGCCAAACCUCCUCCCUGUCUCGUGGUACUCAGUUGUGAUUCCUUCGUCAGAGUGUGUGGUGCGUCUCUACAUCUCACCAAACACGUCACCAUGAAGCUUGUUAUUAUACUCUCCUUAGCCGCUACAGCGGUGGCAGUUCGUACGCCCUCCAUCAGUUGGAUCACAAAGGAGCAGGUUGUGGACAUCGGGUCGAGCAUGCAGUUGGAGUGUUCCGUGCAGUACGCCCAGGACUACCCCGUGCUGUGGGUCAAGAGGGGUACCGGGGGCGUGCAGGACCUCCCUAUCUCCAGCGGGCCAGGACUCAUCAUUAGGGACUCUCGUUACUCCCUCAGGCACGACAAGGGCUCCUCCACCUAUAUCCUGCAGAUCAAGGACAUUCAGGAGAGCGAUGGCGGGGAUUACAUGUGUCAAGUUCUGAUCGGAAUCAACAACAGAAUCACCGCUAAUGUUGAUCUUUUGGUGCGUCGUCCUCCCGUCAUCUCCGACAAUUCCACACGCUCCGUGGUGGCGAGUGAAGGGGACGGUGUUGAGCUCUCUUGCUACGCCGGCGGCAUGCCCAUCCCUGACAUUUCCUGGAGGAGAGAGAACAACGCCAUUCUUCCCACCGGUGGCUCCAUCUACAGGGGUAAUGUGCUACAGAUCGCCAAUAUUCGCAAGGAGGACCGUGGCACUUACUACUGCAUCGCCGAGAACCAGGUGGGACGCGGCGCCAGGAGGAACAUCAACGUGGAAGUGGAAUUUGCCCCUAUGGUGAAGGCUAUCCGCCCCAUGGUGUACCAGGCCCUACAGUACAACAUGGAUCUGGAGUGCCACGUGGAGGCAUAUCCACCUGCUGCCAUCACCUGGUUCCACAAGCAGGAGGGCAUUGUUAACAACCAGCACUACAGAGUGUCCCAGUUUGCCACGGCUGACGAGUACACCGACACAACCCUGCGAGUCUUGAGUAUUGAGAAGCGUCAGUUCGGCAACUACUCCUGCACCGCCACCAACAAGCUGGGCCAGUCCUCCGCCAUCGUCACCCUCAUCGAGACGACCACGCCGGUGUGCCCCCCAGCGUGUGGCACCCUCACUUACUCUGCCGCCUACACGCCCACGCCCUCCGUACUGACUCUCCUCGCCCUCUUUGCUGCUAUCCUCCUCAGGAACUAAGGAGAACAUAUGGUACCGAACAUUCGCCACGAGGGGGUGCUGGUGUACACUGCAGGAGGCGCCACCACCCUUCACCUCCAUCCCAUCCUUGUCCCCUUCUUCCUCUUGCUCCUGUCCCUUCUAUCAGUCACUGGUGGGCUGUAGGUCCCCCCUGUGAGGCCCUGUACUGUGUCCCUGGCCUGGGUGUUGAAAUAGGGUGAUGACCUGGAUAGCUGGAAGUGUUGCAAAGAUUCCCACAGUUUCAUGCCAUGAGUAUGUUGUGGCAGAAACCUUGUGUGUGGAUUUAGGGUUAGGUGACAUCCAAAUAGAGAAGUGUAAGGCUGUGGGUAUUGUAGCACAGUACAGCUGAAUCCAAAUGUAUGUGUAUAUAUAUAUAUGGGUGUGAUCUUUUUUUUUUCUCUUAGGGAGGGAAUGGGUCUUGUGGUUUAGUUUGAUUAAUGUAGCCACAAGUAGGUUAGUUCUCUAAGAUUCUAAGCUGAGUGUAGAUGGCUUCAGAAUACAAGUGUUUUUGUUGUUCAAGGGAGGGUUUGAGAUGUGUGGUGUGGUGUGGUGUGCUGCACUACACUUCAGGUAACAAUAGUGUUUUGAGUACUGCAGGUGUUACUUUGCCCCAAUGACUGCCCGGGCUUCAAGGGACAACAACUCCACUGUUUAGACAAAGACACUGAUGUUUUUUUGUAGUUAUUUAAGUGUUGGAUGAUGCAGCAAAUAGGAUUUUUUCAAACAUAAAGACUGACUUAAAAGGAUAAACAAAAACAGGUGCAAUGAUGAAAACUGAAACUCUACACAUCUAAAUACUGAAGGUUAUUGAUAAUUACUGAAGAGAAAUGAUGUGACAAAGGCAAUAGAAAUUCUUGAUAAGCAAAUGAUGGGAGGCUGUUUCAAGUAAGAUUUUGUAGUUAGGAAAAAAGAUAAAUAACUGAGAGUAACAUUUAGAUAUUUGUGUUUGUAUAUUGUGAGUUCUUGUGAGUCACCUUAGCAAUAACUUAUAACAUUGUGAGAAACCAUGUAAUCCUGGACUGAACACCCCAUCAAUGGAAAAAAAAAAAAGAGAAAACAAAUAUGUGACUUCUAUUUCACUAAUCAACAUAUAAGACAAAGGAAGCAGAUUACAUUACAUCCUCAAACAUCACUGAGGAUAAAGACAAACAAUACAUUCUUAUCUUUUUGUACCAGAAAAGACUGAAACAUAUCACAGCUUAUAUACAUGUCAGCCACUGCCUCUGUCUCUGUCCAGCCCACUCCAGAAGGCAACAAGUUAUCAUUAUCAAGUGUAAGAUCUCAGACACACCCAGCGACUCUCAAACUGCAGUGAUCUAUUAUUCCUGCUGCCUUUUCUUCAUAUCGCAUCCUUCUCAUAUCACUUUUGUAUCUCCCACUUGCUUACCACUCCCUGUUAGCUCUGUAUAAGAUGCGAGUGUGCGUGUAUGUGUGUAUGAGAGUGUGUUGCCCCCUGCAGUGCCUAUCAAGGUCAGAUGGUAGUUCUUCUCAUAGGUUAUUAUGUAAAAUGUACCCCUGUCUUUGCCUUCCUUUGUGUUCCUGCUGUGAGUCUGUUUAGUAAAGCGUGGCUGAGCUCUGGUGUCAGAAGAACAGUCUCAUUCUUACCAUCUGGACUAAUUCAAGGCUGUAGUGGAAAUUGCUGUAGUUUUCAAUGGAGUUUUCAUGAUUGUAGUGGUAGUUUAACAAGCAAUCUGCACUGUUAAUAAGAAAACUACUUGAGAAAACCCAGCUAUUCAUCUCAGUGGCCUUUAAUAUUAGUUCUAAUGGGAAGCUAGAGUGUUUUAAGAUAUCAGGCAAGGCAAGGCAAGGCAAGACAAGGCAAGGCAAGGCUAAGAACAUAAAAAUAGAAGACAGAAGAGGCUUUAGUGGUGAAGGAUGCUGCCUCACACUGGAGUAGGAUGGAAGUAAAGGAGGUGUGGUGAUCCCUGAGAACUAGUGACUUGAGGGUCCUUGAAUGGGUUGUAUCAGGUCAUUAUCCCCAGUGUUCUGAGAGUGUUGUGAGUGAGUGGUGGGUUUCCUGUGAGACGGUACACUCCCUUGCCUUGUCUUGUCUCUCUCUGCCUUGCCCUGCCUUGUCUUGUCUCACUCUGCUAGCUGUGUUCUGUUCUAGAGUUCCCCCACGUCUCUGUCAGCUCACACUCUUUCUCUAACCCUUGAUUUCUGUAUUUCUGUAAUACUCCAGUGUUAACUUGCAUUAUAUUAAACUAAACCACAUAAACAGAAUGCAAUAACACCGCUAAUGGGACCUUUUUUUAUGUAAGAGGGAACACCGGCCAAGGGCAAAAAAUAAUUUGAUAAAAGAAAAAAAAAAAGGCCCACUGAGGUGCCAGUCCCUAAAGAUGUUAAAUAGAAAUAUAGUCAGAAGCUAAUGGAAACUUAACAUGUAUCUUUAGAGUAGAGGAUGGAAACUAGUGACAUGGCAACACUAAAGCAACCUGACUGUCAUAACCUUGUCUUUAUUGUAAUUGAUUCCUGAAUGAGAUGAAACAUUGCCCUGCCAGGCUUUACACACUGACCGGACACUGGACAUGGUGAUGGUGGUGGACAAGGCAGUGAGGAUGAUGACCUGGGAUGUUGGUGAAGCUUUGGAGGAAGCUUGGGAGAUGAGAGUGAUGCAGUGAAGAGCUUAGGUGGUGAUAAAGUGUUGGUGAAGUUAGACAAAUACUAUAACAGUGAAGUCUGAGAUGAGAUGUGAAGCUUUGAAGGAAACUGAUGGGAGAAUUUGAGUGGAGAGCAAACAAUAACUGUAAAAGGAAGAAAAUUAUAAUAAAAGUGAAGGACUGAGAUGCAAACAAUAACAAAACUAAAAGAAUAUAUCAAUAAGACAAUAGUUGACAUAAAUAAAAAUUCAAACAAACUCAAUACCAAAAAAAAAAAAAAGUACUGUAAGAAUAUGAUAGAGUUUGAUUAAGAACACAGAAGACAAGACAAGAGUAAGGAAGAGGAGGGAAAGCUUGACAAAAGAAAGUGAAAGCAUAAAUGGAAAGUGUCAAAAGUCAUUCAUUUGAGGUUAACUUGUGGGUAUAGGAACAGUUUUGACCAAGGACAGACUUCAAAACGUAAUUAGUGAAGUUAAACAAGCAAUAAAAUGAGACAAGACAAGGAGACAAGAAGUAACAGGCGAGGAUUUCAUUGAGGAUAGAUAGCAAGAAGUUGACGAUAAAGAACAUAAAUAAAAACAAGCUGAGAUGAGACAAGGAGACAAGAAGUAACAGGCAAGGAUUUCAUUGAGGAGAGAAAGCAAUAAGUUGAUAAAAACAUAGAGAGAAAUUUUAGUGGGUGUUCUCAAGCUGCUUCCUUCAGAGAUCGCCUGUAUUAAGUGAAGCUGAACGCCAUGCAAGAAAGUGUCGUGUGUGUAUGUGUAUGUGUGUGUGUGUGUGUGUGCGUUGCCAGCCUGAGACACACUGAAGGAAUGGGUGUUGCAAGAUUUGACACGAGCCUCUCAGGGACCUUUUUUGCUUUCCUGGCUUGAGAAGAUUAGGGAGAACUGUCAAAAUCUAAUUCGAAACACAGACUUGGUAUUAAACUCACCAAAAUUAUGUACAUAUUCACCUGAAAUGCUUGUAAUGGUUAGGAAUUUCUCAUUUUUGUUUUACAGAUUUUAUUAAUUUUUUCUCGACACAACACUUAUUUUAUGGUAAUUCUAGUGCUAAUAAUUUGAGGUCCCUGGUUUUGUCACAAUGCAUUUUUCAUUGACUAUUUUAAGCAUAAGGUUAUAUAGUGCAAUGUAAGUGUGAUGUUGUAGUGUAGCAGCGAGGAAGAGAGUGAGAGAGUGAUACAUUAGUGUAGAAGCGAGAAUGAGAAGAGUGAAUGGCUGUCAUAAUACAAAUUAAAAUUUUGUAAUGUUUUCCUAUCAUUAAAACAUAUAAAGGGCAGUUUUUCCUC
This is a messenger RNA of Portunus trituberculatus (swimming crab), 5045 nucleotides long. It is a transcript of the gene Lac, whose product is annotated as lachesin-like. The record is from RefSeq and is a predicted model, not a curated record. NCBI's taxonomy places the organism in Eukaryota, Metazoa, Arthropoda, Malacostraca, Decapoda, Portunidae. Bases 102 to 1160 code for a protein of 352 amino acids. Gene Ontology annotation, cellular component: neuron projection. The transcript has 9 exons.